UUGUCAGCCUCCAAUCUGCAGUCCACCUGAGACCGAGGACUAUGCCUUCAAUUAAAUUGCAGUGUUCCAAUGGAGAGAUAUUUGGAGUUGAUGUUGAAAUUGCCAAACAGUCUGUGACUAUCAAGACCAUGUUGGAAGACUUGGGAAUGGAUGAUGAAGGAGAUAAUGACCUAGUUCCUCUACCAAAUGUUAAGGCAGCAAUAUUAAAAAAGGUCAUUCAAUGGUGCACCCACCACAAGCAUGACCCCCCUCCUCCCAAGGAUGAUGAGAACAAAGAAAAGUGGACAGAUGAUAUCCCUGUUUGGGACCAAGAAUUCCUGAAAGUUGACCAAGGAAUACUUUUUGAACUUAUUCUGGCUGCGAACUACUUAGACAUCAAAGGUUUGCUUGAUGUUACAUGCAAGACUGUUGUCAAUAUGAUCAAGGGGAAAUCUGAGGAGAUCUGCAAGAACUUCAAUAUAAAAAAUGAUUUUACUGAAGAAGAGGAAGCCCAGGUAUAUAAAGAGAACCAGUGGUGUGAAGAGAAGUGAAAUGUCAUGCCUGACACUAACACUGUAAGGAUUGUUCCAAAUACUAGUUGCACUGCUCUGUUUAUGAUGGUUGAUAUUAGACACACAGUAGACAAAUGGCAGCAGCAAAUCAGUUGGUUAAGCAGAAUAUUGUCUUCCUUGCAUGUAUAGUUUGAGUACAGAUUCCAAACUUAUGGGUGAGUUUCUUCUAGUAUGAUCAAUUUUUUUUUCUUUGCUCUAAAUAAAUCUGAACUGUGGGUUCUCCAUAGAAGGUGGCAUUUUGGGCUUUCCCUCUCUUUGUAAAGUUAUUUCUGCCUGGUUUAUUGUCUAGUUAACUUUAGUUUAAUGAUCUUUUAAAAGUUGGCAUUGUAAAUAAAACAAGUUGAAAAAAAAAAGCAGAAGUGCAUGAUGGAUUAGCAACUAGGGAAA
Messenger RNA from Lutra lutra (Eurasian river otter), 938 nucleotides. Its product is annotated as S-phase kinase-associated protein 1-like. Bases 42 to 530 code for a protein of 162 amino acids. The transcript has a single exon. NCBI's taxonomy places the organism in Eukaryota, Metazoa, Chordata, Mammalia, Carnivora, Mustelidae. Gene Ontology annotation, biological process: SCF-dependent proteasomal ubiquitin-dependent protein catabolic process. Gene Ontology annotation, cellular component: nucleus; cytoplasm. The record is from RefSeq and is a predicted model, not a curated record. Gene Ontology annotation, molecular function: cullin family protein binding.